This is a messenger RNA of Prorocentrum cordatum, 944 nucleotides long. The record is from the annotation of a GenBank genome assembly. Lineage: Eukaryota; Dinophyceae; Prorocentrales; Prorocentraceae.
AUGCUCGUGCGGCGGUCUGGCCCCGGCAUGAUAGAGACCGCCGCGGCGCGGGGCUCUCUAGCUCUGCCUGCGCGUUUGGUGCUGCUGGCGCGACGGGCGCGGCCGCUCUCGGCGGCGCGCCUGCUGCUGCGAGCGCUCCCGGCGCUGCUGGCGCCGCCGCUUCGGCCCUCGCUGCUGACGCUCCCUGGGCGGUCGACACGGGCUAGGCUGCUCGGCCUAUCGCCUUUGCGGGUGCCCCAGGCGCUGCCGAUGCCCCCGGGCAUGUCGGCGCUGCCCGCGCGCGCCGUCUUGGUGGCGCCGCCGGCGCCAUCUGCGCGGUCGAAGCUGCCGCUGCUGUUGGCACUGGCACCCUGGCGGCGGCGGCCCCGGCCGGCGGUGGCCCUGCCGGCGGCGGCGGCUGCCGACGGCGGUGGCGGCUCCGGGCCACCCCGCGUGCUCGCCGCCGCUACCGCGGCAGCCGCCGCCGCGGCCGGUUCGCGCGGGCCGCCAGCGGUGGCCACCCUGGCUGGCCUGUCGGCCGUCUCCGGCCGCCGCGCGCUUGCGCGUGUUCCGCAGGCACGCUCUUCCAACGCCCUGGUCACUGCCGUCCUCGGCCUCGCGGCCCUGGCGAUGCUCCAGAGCGCCGCGUUCGUGCCCGCCCCUGCCUCGGGCGCGGAGGCCCCCGGCCUGCGCGGCGCGGCCGCGGCCGCCGUCUACGGCGGCCUCGCCGCCGCCGUGCCGGAGCCCGCGCUGGCCUGGUCGGAGCAGGAGCUGAACAAGCCCGCGCCUCGGUCGACCCCGCGCUUCUUCCGCGCCGCCUCCCUGCCGGCACCCGACCCGGAGCGGCGCUGUGCCGCCCGUGGUCCGGGGUGCGGAGCCCCCCCCCCUCCACACCCCGAUUGCCAUGCGGAAGGGAGACAGGCACUUCGCUCUGUUUGUCUCGGUCGCGCUCUGAUGAUCUGUCG